Pelobates fuscus (common spadefoot toad) is the source of this 1463-nucleotide messenger RNA. RefSeq names its product ornithine transcarbamylase (gene OTC). The transcript is spliced from 10 exons. The record is from RefSeq and is a predicted model, not a curated record. The coding region runs from base 302 to 1354 and encodes 350 amino acids. Gene Ontology annotation, cellular component: mitochondrion. NCBI's taxonomy places the organism in Eukaryota, Metazoa, Chordata, Amphibia, Anura, Pelobatidae. Gene Ontology annotation, molecular function: ornithine carbamoyltransferase activity; amino acid binding. Gene Ontology annotation, biological process: L-citrulline biosynthetic process.
GGCAUGUGUUAUUUAAGGACAUUUGUAAACGCUUGGUUUACAAAAUGAGAAAUCUUCACAAAUCAGUAAAUUUCAAAAAAGAUAAAUAUUACACAAUCUAGGAUUGUUUGUUUAGGCAAAAUCUCUUGGCUAACCAUUCACUGGCACUUUGAUCAAUUGGGAAAUCACAGCCCAUUACAAAAAAAAGCGAAAAUUAAAUCAAUACGUACAUUACUGACCAAAGUUUCAGUUCCCUUGGUCAUAAAACCACUGCAGUCACCUGUAAAUUAACUGUGAAGGAGUUUGACACAUUUUGCAAAAAAUGCUAAUCUAUCUGAGGAAUGUGUACAAGGCAGCAACUUUAAGAAAAAACAUGUCCAUUGUGCGCUAUUUUAGUUUGUCAAAUAAUCACGCACAACUAAAAGGACGUGACCUUCUAACGUUGAAAAAUUACACUUCUGAAGAAAUAAAAUAUCUCCUGUGGGUGUCGGCCGAUCUUAAAUGCAGAAUAAAACAAAAAGGAGAGUACAUGCCAUUGCUCCAAGGAAAAUCACUUGCCAUGAUAUUUGAAAAAAGAAGCACCAGAACAAGACUCUCCACCGAAACUGGAUUUGCUUUACUUGGAGGUCACCCUUGUUUUCUUACAACUCAAGAUAUUCAUUUAGGCGUCAAUGAGAGUUUGAAAGAUACAGCAAGGGUGCUAUCUGGGAUGACUGAUGCAGUUUUAGCACGAGUUUACAAACAAUCUGAUUUGGAUUUACUGGCCAAAGAAGCAACGAUCCCAAUAGUGAAUGGAUUAUCAGACUCCUAUCACCCUAUCCAGAUCCUAGCUGAUUACCUGACCCUACAGGAACAUUUUGGGCAUCUGAAUGGACUGACUUUAUCGUGGAUUGGUGAUGGGAACAAUAUUCUACACUCAAUCAUGCUGAGUGCGGCCAAAUGUGGAAUGCACUUACGUGUUGCAACCCCAAAGGGUUAUGAAGCUGAUUCUUCAGUAACUGCAGCAGCUGAACAGUUUGCUAAAGAGUUUGGCACCAAACUAUUUAUCACAAAUGAUCCCCUGGAAGCUGCAAAUGGAGCCAAUGUAUUGAUUACAGACACGUGGGUAAGCAUGGGACAAGAAGCAGAAAAAAAGAAACGCGUGAAGGAUUUCAAAGGUUACCAGAUCACAAUGAAGACAGGGAAAGUUGCAUCACCCGACUGGGUAUUUCUCCAUUGCUUGCCAAGAAAGCCAGAAGAAGUUGAUGAUGAAGUUUUCUAUUCUCCAAAGUCCUUGGCUUUCCAAGAAGCAGAAAACAGAAAAUGGACUAUCAUGGGCGUGAUGGUUUCUGUGCUGACUGAUUAUUCUCCACAAAUCCCAAAGCCUUCGGUUUAAUUCCUGAUGCAUGUCAGCCAGCUAUUGGUUACAAUGGUCACAAUGUGGGAAGAACAAAGCCUAUCUGAAAGCAUCAAAAUAAAUGAAUUAUUUUUUCCCCCCUCAAGUA